This is a messenger RNA of Osmerus eperlanus (European smelt), 4354 nucleotides long. RefSeq names its product storkhead box 2a (gene stox2a). Gene Ontology annotation, molecular function: RNA polymerase II transcription regulatory region sequence-specific DNA binding. Bases 1141 to 4080 code for a protein of 979 amino acids. Lineage: Eukaryota; Metazoa; Chordata; Actinopteri; Osmeriformes; Osmeridae. Gene Ontology annotation, cellular component: nucleus; cytoplasm. Gene Ontology annotation, biological process: regulation of transcription by RNA polymerase II. The record is from RefSeq and is a predicted model, not a curated record. The transcript is spliced from 4 exons.
GCCAGACACAGAGGCACGCAUGCUCACACAGAAUCUCGCGCAGGAGCAGGCAGACGCGCGCUUGCACGCCCGCACGCACACACUCUCACACACAUACUCACACACCCUUCCUGGAGGUAUUGGGAGCAGCUGCGGCAUUAGCGUUAAAAGAGAUUGGUCGUUGACUUGAGUUCUUGUUCUUAUUGAUGAAUGGUCCAGCGACUGCCUUAGGAGCUUCUCAUAUUGGAUUCUGCUGAAAGGAGGAUAUCGGUUCAUGUAUUUUUUUGCUCUCCAUCUUUUUUCCCCCCCAACCCUCUUCUGGUGUGUUGGUGCUGCCAAGAGGACGAUUCUGAUCGAAUGAAGAUGGUGGUGAAUUUGGCCUCCUCUACAUUCAGAAAUCUAUAAAGCUGUAAGCUUUCACUAUAACUCCGAGCAGAAAAAGGGGGGGGGGGACGAAAUUUUCUCACUCAUUUUUUCUAAGGGGGCUCUUUUGUUUUCCCGAGGCUUGGCUGAGCACUCCCGCGGUGAAUUGAGCUAUUGUUGAAAGACGCCGGGGCCUCUUAAUCUGCAAUUCUUUAACCAUCUAUCCCCCCACCAUCUCCCAGCAUCUUCACCCCCUUCACCUUAAUUAAAUAACCGGAUCGGAAUACCCGCCACCUAAAUCUCUACUCACCUCUGAUGCCCCAAUUCCCUCAUCUCUACCCUUUGCCCCCCUCCUCCUGUUCCUCCUCCUUCUCCUCCUACAGCUGAGCAGCUACGUAAUGUGCCUCCCUACGCAUACAAAUGGGGAUGUUACAAAUGGUGGUCAGGACCGAUACCGAUAAAACGGUGAUGCCUGGUGCAAUCGCCUCCGCCGUCUCCACCUUCACAGACAAGCCUGGGAAAACACAGGGGACUCCGCCGAUGAUCCGCAGUCGUAAGACGAAUGAAGUUUUCCUGUGGAUGUGAAUGAUGUGCGUGCAUACGUACGUAUACAAGCGUGCAGGCUGGCUCCUGCCAUCAUGUCUCUUGUCUGAGCCAUCAAAGGGGACACCCCAGCUAAUGUGGGGGAGGCACUAAGUCUCAGGUGGGCCUCCCCCUAACCCCUUGUCCUUCCCUCAACCCAGUCCCCCGACUACCCUAGUAGCCUUGUGGCAAGGCUGCCUUUGCUGGGGUAUCACUAUGAAAAAGAACCGCAACACCAACCAGUGGCGGGCCUGGCCCAGUUCUGAUCUCUUAGAACGGUCAUUGGAGUGUAAUCUCUCUCGUAGCGAGAAGGACCUCCGUGUCCCGAAGCACCUCCCUCCCCCUUCUUCUCCUCACUUAUCGCCAUCCCCCUCUGGCAACUGUACAACAGGUGAUGUGUCCCCCAUCAGCAUGUCUCCUAUUAGCCAGUCCCAGUUCAUCCCACUGGGGGAUAUUCUGUGUCUGGCUAUCUCCGCCAUGAACUCUGCCCACAAACCAGUCACCCAUGACGCUUUGAUGGAGCACCUAACCACCAGCUUUCCAGGCGUUCCCACACCAAGCUCAGAGAUCCUGCGGCACACACUGAAUAUGCUGGUACGAGAGAGGAAGAUCUUCCCUUCGCCAGAGGGCUACUUCAUAGUUACCCCCCAGACCUACUUUAUAACCCCUUCCCUCAUCCGUAGUAACAGCAAGUGGUACCACCUGGAUGACCGGCUCCCAGAUUGGCAACAGCAGCAGCAGCAUUGUACCUCCCCACAGUCAGGCACAAUCACUCCCUCCACGCCAGGUUGCACCAUAGAAAGACCCAGUCGGAAGAACCACAAUGAAACCCACACUUCACACCAAGAUGACCCACCCAAAGGUCACACCUCUGGGCUCCAGAGUAAGGUGCACAAGGAGCCCAGGGGAGACCCUCCAUCAUAUCCCCAGCCCCCACCACCUCCAACUACCCCCCCAGUUCAGGCCUCACCUCAAACUCCCCCAGACAAAAACAAGGCUAAUGCACCCUUUUCCUAUAAAAUGGACACACUCACCAAAAAGAAGGAUGGCAGUGGUGGAAGCGUUGGCGGUAGCAUUAGCGAAAAGCAGUCAAAGAAGUUUGGGCUGAGGCUCUUUCGGCUUAGUUUUAAGAAGGACAAGAUGAGACAGCUAGCUACGUUCUCGGCCCAAUUCCCCCCUGAAGAAUGGCCGCUUCGCGACGAGGACAUGCCACUGGCCUCCAUUCCCCGGGAAGUCGAGAUGGAGAUUAUUCGGCGGAUCAACCCCGACCUCACAGUGGAGAACGUAGCUCGACACACGGCCGUGAUGAAGCGGCUGGAGGAAGAACGGGUACAGAGAAACAAGGCCGGGUCCGCGGCGCAGCACAGCUCCCGCAGCAGGAGGGGCCGCGGACACCGGAGGGUGCCACACGGUAAAUCCCGCUCGCAUAGUAAAACACGGCCCUCUCGGGGUGACCCUUCCGACAUCUCCAACCUGGACUUUGCAAUAAGGGACAGGGAUUACCGCUUCUUCAGCCAUUCCCUUGUGCGCUCGCCAAGGGAGGCCAUGUAUACCUUGGAGCGAAGGCGUAGUAGGGAAGGAGUGUAUUUGGUUCACAGCAAUCCCAACAUCACUGAUUCUCACUGUUCCGUCACUCCUGAGUGGGAUGUGUCCGGGGAGCUGGCCAAAAGAAGGACAGAGAUGCCGUUCCCCGAACCUUCGCACGGAACAUCCCACUCCAGGGUGCACAGGAGCCACAGUCACAACUUAGACAGGAAGUCCCGUAAUGAGAGGACGGACCAAGCCAAGGAGAGAUCUCGCUCCAUGGACAACUCCCUGGGCCCCCUUGGUGGCGUUGCUGUGUCAUUGGGAAGGUAUGACAGUCCAGAUGAGCGGAAUCGCUAUUGUACCGAUGAUGGAACCCUGCGGGCUACCAAGAAGUCAUCCCAUUACUCAAGGAUCAUGUUCACUGCUGCUAAGUACAACUCAGAAUUUUCUGUGCCUGAUAUAGGGAACAGGAGCUUGGAUGAGGCGAGGAUUAGGACUACCCUUGAAAGGAACAAAAGUAGAGACAGUUUGCCGGCCUACAGUGAUCUGAAGGGACUGUCGCCCAAGCCCUUAGCAGAUGACUACUUCCAGUGCAAUACGUCGAACGAAACAAUCCUCACUGCUCCUUCCCCUCAGGCUAAAUCUGAGCAUGACACAUUGACCUCAACCAAGGGACUCCGGAAGGGCUCCCCGGCUGAUCGUCGGACCCCUCACCUCACCUCUCCACACACUAUGGAAUACAAAGAGGAAUUGUCCACAAAAGGACAAAAUGGGUCGAUGAGACCAACACCAAGUCAGACGCCAGAGCCCAACCCGAAUGUACGCUUGACUCCACACCUACACAAUGUAGACCCUGGGGGGGGAGCCAGUUGUGUGGUGGACAAGCGCAAAGAGAUCUUCAGCAAAGACACUUUGUUUAAACCUCCACACAGUUCAUUGCCUCCAAGCUAUGUGGAAAGCAGCUGCUACACCAAGUCUGGCACAUUGCGAAAGGCCCCGCACUUCAAAUCAACAGAGGCCCUUGACAAUCUAGAUCCCCAGCAGCCUUCAAAUACAGCCGCAGACCCACUGUCUGCUGUCAUGCCACAGGGUUCUGAAUCCAAGGCACCCUCCGCCUCGUUCGACUAUUACAACGUGUCAGACGACGAGGAAGCAGAGGACAACUUGUGUAAGGAGGUUGCUGCAGCGGAGGACAAAGACCGGGCUGAGGUUGGGGGUGGGGGUGGGGGUGGCACCGGUGGGACUAUGAAGUGGCUCCUGGAGCGGGAGAAGGAGCAUCUGCAACGCAAGCUGGAGACAAAUCUGACUCUGCUCAGUCCCAAGGAGACUGAAAACAGCAGCAGCCAGAAGUCGGCUCACUCCGCCCGUCUGGACAGCAUGGACAGCAGCAGCGUGACUGUGGACAGUGGAUUUAACUCCCCCAGGACACGCGAAAGCCUGGCAUCCAAUACAUCAAGCAUUGUGGAGAGCAACAGAAGACAGAACCCAGUGUUAAGUCCAGGCCAUAUCGGCAGCACCAGUAUUGGCCUGCCCUUCAGCUUUCCAUCCAUCCCAGAACCGCCCACAAACCCACAGCCUGAGAAACUACAAAAGUCCUCAAACUGUCUAGCCUCCAUUACCAGUGUCUGACAGAGAGGAUUGUCUAAAAGAUAAGAGUUGGUGGAUGUGUAUGGUGGGUGAGUGAAACUAGGUGUGUAUUGGGUUGGAGGACUGGACAAGGACUGGGAAUCGUCUGUUUUCCCUCAACCCAUUGACAUAGCCUCCAUCACCUGAACAUCUAACUAUUGGGACUGUUAAAACAUUGGCAUGGCUUCCAGAGACUGUUGUCAGCAUCAAAAACUUCACAGAAAAAAAAAACUAAAAAAUAUAAAAUAAAUAGAAACAGAAUAAGAAAAAACUUUUU